AUGCCGAGCACCUCGGACGCGGCGGCCGGCGGGAGCGGGGGCAGCCGGGGCUGGGGCAGCGGCGGUGGCGGCAGCACGGCGGUGGAGGCGGCGGCCGACAAGAAGCGGCUGCACCACCGGAGACGGAAGCGCUUCGCGGCCCAGCCGCAGCCGCCGCCGCCGGCCCCGCACCCGCUGCUGUUCCCGUUGCUGCAGCCGCCGCUUCUGCAGCCCCCGCUGCUGCAGCCGCCGCUGCCGCCGCAGUCCCUGCUCUUCCUGGCGGCCACCGGCGCCUCCUCCUGUUGCGGGGACGGCGGGGAGCGGAAGCGGCCGCGAGGCAAGCGGCGCUCGGGCUCCCGGCACAAGCGGCGGCGGGGCCGCGGCGGCGGCGGCGGGGGCACCCAGGAGGCGGAGAAGCGGCGCGGUAGCGGCGGGUUGAGCACGCUGGUGGAGGAGUACGACGACGUGAGCUCCCAGUCCGAGGGACUGUUGGGCGGCGGCGCGGCCGGCGGGGGCAGCGGCGGGGGCAGCCCGGCCUCCUCCUCGGGCGGUGGGACCCAGCGGCAGCGGGGCGAGGCGGAGCGAAGCGGCCGGUCCCGUCGGGAGCACCGCGGCAGCAGCGGACGCUCCAAGGAGCGGCACCGAGAGCAUCGCCGGCGGGGAGAGGAAAAGACGCAGCAGGAGGGGACGGCGGCACCGGGCCGCGGGGCGUCCGAGCCCUCCUCGUCCUCCAAAUCCCGCAGCCGCCACAACCACACCGGGAGCCAAGACCGGGAGGGACUCAAGAGCAGCAGCGGCGGUGGCAGCGACAGCCGUAGAAAGGGCUCCCUCCCCUCGCCCAGCAGCAGCAGGAAAGACCGGGAGAGCAAAUCGCACCGGAGCCGGACUAAAGCGGCUAAAGAGCCUCCGUCGGCCUACAAGGACCCUCCGAAAGCUUACCGGGACGACAAGCUCGAGCCCAAGGCGUACCGGCGGCAGCGCUCCUCGCCCAGCCCCGGCCGGGAUGACAGCCCUCCUCUGCACCGCUCCUCGCAGAGCCAGCGCAGCCGCAAGUCGCUCAGCCCGGUGGGCGCCCGCUCGCCGCUCAGCCCCUACAGCCGACGCCGGUCCCCCAGCUACAGCCGGCACAGCUCGUACGAGCGCGGCGGGGAUGUGUCGCCCAGCCCCUACAGCAGCUGGCGCCGGUCGCGAAGCCCCUACAGCCCCGUUAUCCGGAGAUCAGCAAAAUCUCGAAGCAGAAGUCCAUAUUCAUCAAGGCACUCCAGGUCUCGUAGCAGACACAGAUUGUCUAGAUCCAGAAGUCGUCAUUCGAGUAUUUCUCCUAGCACAUUGACUUUGAAGAGUAGCCUGGCUGCUGAGCUGAACAAAAACAAAAAAGCAAGAGCUGCUGAGGCAGCCAAAGCUAGUGCAAAAGCUUCCAAUACUUCAACACCUACUAAGGGAAACACUGAUGCUGCUGCAAGUGCACCUCAAGUGAACAAUGUUAAAGACCUGAAGAAAAUCAAAACCGAGCAUACGCCUUCUCCUACCAGUAGUGCAAAUGUGAAAAAUGACAAGGCAAAAGCAAAGGUCUCACUUCCUGAAACAAAAGCAGAAAAUAAUUUAAUUGCAGACAAAAUUACCAAACAGAAGCCUGCAGCAGUAAAAGAGAAUAAAUUGCCUGUUGUGAAGCAGCAAGCGGUCCCUGUAAAAGAGAAAAGCAAACCAAGUACACCAAGUGUAGUAGCCAAGGAGAAGGAUCGAAUUGUUGCACUACCAACCUCCACACUACCACCCUUGCCUUUGCCUCCCACGCUGCCUGAAGAUAAAGAAACGGAUAGUUUGAGAGAAAAUCUUUCAGUGAAGUCAGUGAAAGAAACAGAGAAGAAACUUCGCCAUCUGCUUGCAGACUUGCCACUUCCACCUGAGCUGCCUGGAGGAGCUGAGGUACCCAAAAGUCCUGAAGAAAAGAAACCAGCAGUUCAGUUACAUAGCAAGAGAAGACCAAAAAUAUGUGGACCACGACAUGGUGAAACGAAAGAAAAAGAAAUAGACUGGGGAAAGCGCUGUGUGGAUAAAUUUGAUAUCAUCGGUAUUAUUGGUGAAGGCACUUAUGGGCAAGUUUACAAAGCCAAAGAUAAGGAUACAGGGGAAAUGGUAGCACUGAAGAAAGUACGACUGGAUAAUGAAAAGGAAGGGUUUCCAAUUACAGCUAUUCGAGAGAUUAAGAUUCUUCGACAGCUUAAUCAUCAAAGCAUUAUCAACAUGAAGGAAAUAGUGACAGAUAAAGAAGAUGCUUUAGACUUCAAGAAAGACAAAGGUGCAUUUUACCUGGUAUUUGAAUAUAUGGACCAUGACUUGAUGGGACUGCUGGAAUCUGGUUUGGUUCAUUUUAAUGAAAAUCAUAUUAAAUCUUUUAUGAGACAGCUGAUGGAGGGCUUGGCCUAUUGCCACAAGAAGAACUUUUUGCACAGAGAUAUCAAAUGUUCAAAUAUUCUACUAAAUAAUAGAGGGCAGAUAAAGCUCGCUGAUUUUGGGCUUGCUCGGCUGUACAACUCAGAAGAAAGCCGACCAUAUACCAACAAAGUUAUUACAUUAUGGUAUCGGCCUCCUGAACUUCUCCUUGGGGAAGAAAGAUACACACCGGCUAUUGAUGUCUGGAGCUGUGGCUGUAUCCUGGGUGAACUUUUUACAAAAAAGCCGAUAUUUCAAGCAAAUCAAGAACUUGCUCAACUGGAACUCAUAAGCCGAAUUUGCGGAAGUCCUUGUCCAGCAGUGUGGCCUGAUGUUAUAAAAUUAGCUUACUUCAACACAAUGAAACCAAAGAAGCAGUAUCGUCGAAAACUGAGGGAAGAGUUUGCUUUCAUCCCACCAGCUGCAUUAGAUUUAUUUGAUUAUAUGCUUGCCCUGGAUCCCAGCAAGCGCUGCACAGCUGAACAAGCUCUUCAGUGUGAGUUUCUGCGAGAUGUGGAACCAUCUAAAAUGCCUCCUCCAGACCUUCCUUUGUGGCAGGAUUGCCAUGAGCUGUGGAGUAAGAAACGCAGAAGACAGAAGCAGAUGGGCAUGACUGAUGACUCUACAGCAGCUAAAGUCCCUAGGAAGGAUCUGUCUCUAGGCAUGGAUGAGAGCAGAGCCAACACCCCACAAGGCAUGCAAACUUCUUCCCAACUCAAAACUCAGGGCAGCUCUAGUGUAGCACUUGCAAAAACAAGCACUGGACAGCAGUUAAACCAGAAUGAAGUGGCAAUCCUGCUAAACCUGCUACAGUCUAAAACAAGUGUUAGUUUGGCACAGUUUGCCCAAGUAUUGAAUAUUAAGGUAAACCCGGAGACUCAACAGCAACUAAAUAAAAUAAAUCUUCCUGCUGGAAUUUUGUCAGCAGGUGAAAAACAGUCAGAACAGCAGCAGCAGCCGCCGCCACCUCCGCCACCACCUCCAGAGCAGGAGCCUCUAAAACAGCCGAUGGUCACACAGCCCCCCGUGCCACCUGCUCAGCUGGGUCAGCCCAAAGUGGACACUGAUGCUGCCCAGGCAGCUGUGCAGAGUGCAUUUGCUGUUCUGUUGUCUCAGUUAAUAAAGGCUCAGCAAACAAAACAAAAAGAUUUUGUGUUGGAGGAGAAGGAAAAUGGAUCAGGAAAUGAAAUGUCAUUACAACUCAGACAGCCUCCAGAGCCCGCCACUCCUGUAUCUGUCAGCCGGGACGACGUGGAAUCUCCGGCACCUGGCUACCCACAUCUGAUCAAGUCAUUAUAUGUGUCUGCAGGUCAAGAGGAUUUGGUUAGGCAGUCUGAGCUGAGGCUUCUGAACCGAACACCCGAGCAGGAGCGCCCUCGGAUCUUGCCUCCAGACCAGCGUCCUCCCGAGCCACCGGAGCCUCCGCCGCUCACCGAUGAAGACCUUGAUUAUCGGACAGAGAAUCAGCAGUUGCCUAUAAGUAACUCUUCAGGAACAGAUCCUCAUGCGGGAGUGAAAGCAGCUCUUCUGCAGCUGCUGGCUCAGCAUCAAGCUCAGGCCACAACGGAGGAGCCAGUACCACCGAGUGUGGAUUAUCAGGCUAGAGACUCCUAUGUAACAGGCCCAGACUACAAGGAUAACUUUGGAUCGUCGUCCUUCUCAUCUGCCUGUUACAGCACUAGCGAUGGAAUAGGAAGCGGACCGUCAGGGGUAUUAGAAAGGAGGAGUUUCCUUGGAAACUCAGAUAUUCAGUCUUUGGAUAACUACAGUACUGCUUCAUCUCACUCUGGUGCUGCCCCUCCUCCAUCAGCCUUUCCAGAAUCCUUUCCCAGCUCAGUAACUGGCUACAGAGACAUUUACCUCAAUGCUGGCCCCAUGCUGUUCAGUGGAGAUAAAGACCAUAGGUUUGAAUACAGCCACGGCCCAAUCCCGGUUUUGGGGAGCAGCAGUGAUGCUUCCACAGGGCCAGAGAGUGCACACUCUUUGUCCACAAAGAUGCACAACUAUAGCUAUGGAAGUAAUUUACAGGAAAAUCCCACUGGCAUCAGCCACAUGCAUGGACAGACUUGGACUUCUCCUGCCCAAGGACCUGGCUAUUCCCAGGGAUUCAGGGGACACAUUAGCACAUCUGCAGUGAGAGGGCGAGGCAGAGGAUUACCAUACUGAGUAUCUGUUUUUCCUCAGGCACAUCAUUUUUAUCUGGAAAAACUUCUUUUUCUCCCCUAGCUGCAAUUUAAAGCAGCAAUUCAACAGACUUGAAUAAUGUUAAUUCAACAGCUUUAUUUUUAUGUGGAAAAGGGUCUUGCAUACAGUAGAAAAAAUUAAAAAAUGCUUACAACUCAUGCUGUCUAAAAACUAGAUGACUUGAUUGUACAUGUUCACAAACUCUAGUUCUGACUUUUAUUUUGUAUUUUGGCAGUUUUAAGUGGAUGCUAAAUUUAGGGACAUCAGCUUUUUAUGGCACUCUUUCAGAUCUUCUGAACUAUGCACAUUUGUGCUUUUUUUGUAAGUUUGGACCAACUUUUAUGUAAAAAGAAUGAAAUUUUACAACAAUCAAAGCAGGGCACUGAUUUAUUUGGUAUUUUUCUUUUUACAGAACUACUUAUAGUCAAAGGCCACUGUCAGUCUUUGCACUGCUUUCAGUGUUAUUGUGGAAGGUGUUCUUCGUGCUCAUUUCAGAUAAUAAAACACAACCUUUCUCUUGAUGCAAAAUUUUAUAAAUAUUUGGUCAACUUUUUUUUUUUUUUCCAAGAAAAAAGAAAAGGGUGUUCUGGUAAAAUGUUCUCUCCAUCUCCCACGCUUGUUUAUAUAAAAACUGUUUUACUUGAAUGGUAAGUGCCUUAACAUGUAAGCUUAAGGUCUGCAAAAAUCUGGAAGUACUUCAUAGGUUGCUAUGAACAUAAUGCCUAAACCUAGGUAAUUAAAAAGAGAAUUCAGAUAAUAGGAAGAAACUCAAGCAGGUCAUAAUCUUGUGGUGUUUACUUUACAUGGGCCAGUUACUUAGAGACCUGAUUUUACCUAGAUAAAACUGUAAUUUCCAAAUUGAACUUCAUGAGAAACAUUGAAAGUGAGGAGAAGAGUGAAGAGUGUAGUUUUUCCUCAGCUCCCUGUUGGAGUUGUAUUAAGUGUUUUAGUUCCUCUGCCAAAUGAACUAUACUUUAUAUGUCCUUACCACGUGAUGAAAUAGGUUUUUUUCUCUUAAAUGUCAACAGCAGUAAUUUCUUUACUUUGUGUGAAAAGCUGACACUGUUUGUCUUUUUACCCCAAGUACUGCAUUGUAGGAAGUAACCAAAGGAAAAAUGACCAGUAUUUAAAGCAAUGGCAAAAUGUCUGACACUAGUUGUAAUUCGCUGUAAACUUGUGAUUGUGCCAAUUAUUUGAUUUUAUAUCUGCUAUCCACAGAACAUUUUAAUAUUGGAAUUGAGUGUCUCGGAACAACUAGGAUUAUUAUAGUUAAAACUCUUACCAAGAGCCACUCCUCAUACUAAAUGCAACUUCCAGCUUGUUUUUUUUGUUGUUUCCUCUGACAACAAGUAGUCUCUCCUGCAGAGAGGAGGUAUGGUUAUGUUUUGCCUGUACGUAAUAGGAUGUCUUGAAGCCCAUAUUGGAAACAAUUUUCCAACUGAUUAUCCAGUUGACAAAUCGGUACUUUAUGUAACUGAGUGUUUAAAAACUACUUUUUAAAAAGUAAAAUUUCUACUUACACUAUUACAAAUGUCUUGUCAAUGACUUUUUGGAUUUUCAGGAUCGAAGCCAAAGCUCUUGGUGUUUAGUUUCAGUUGAAAAUCCUUACUCAUGUAUGGCUAAUUCCCACACUGUGGAGCAUGGAGAAACUCCCUUCACUGAGUCUGUAUAGUGUUUGAGGAUCUGGCAGAUGAGGAAUGGAGAGAGUCCUGCUCCUUACACUGUCCCUUAUUCUGGCAGUUGCCUCCACUAGACACAGUAGAAAAUCCUGCCAUCUGAAAUAGAAGUGGCCAGGACCAAUUUUAAAGUGGCCAGGUCAGAAACAAAUACUUACAACCUGAAUAGCCUGUGCUUAAGAAAGGCAAAAGCUUCAUAGGAUUGACAGUGCACUGGACCAUACUUUUUCCUUGAGUAAGGACAUCCCCAUAGCAUUUUUCUGCUAGUAAAAUUUUAAAGACAAAAACCAUCAGUGUCAUUUAGAUACGGACAGUGUUGGCUAAGGCUCUUUGUUUACUAAUCUUAAAAAAACCCAGACUCACAAAUAUAUACACAGAUUGCUUUUUUUGGGUUUUUUU
Molecule: messenger RNA, 6671 nt
Organism: Melospiza georgiana
Lineage: Eukaryota; Metazoa; Chordata; Aves; Passeriformes; Passerellidae
Gene: CDK13
Product: cyclin dependent kinase 13
Exons: 14
Coding region: 1-4578 (1525 amino acids)
Biological process (GO): protein phosphorylation; transcription elongation by RNA polymerase II; positive regulation of transcription elongation by RNA polymerase II
Cellular component (GO): nucleus; cyclin/CDK positive transcription elongation factor complex
Molecular function (GO): cyclin-dependent protein serine/threonine kinase activity; RNA polymerase II CTD heptapeptide repeat kinase activity; ATP binding
Source: RefSeq, a predicted model, not a curated record